UUGUUUACUAAAUCAAAUUGAAAUCCCUAAAACAAAAUUACAAAAUCCCCAAAAUCGAGCGAGCUUCCGAAAAAUCCCAAUUCGAAGAACUCCGACCCCGAAAAAAAUCUCCGAUUUCUGAAAAAAAUUUGUCGACAAUUCGUUAUAACUUGGCCUCUAAUUUUGGAGUCUCUUUCUGGGCUUUUCUGGGCUCCUACGUGCGACAUCGGCUCUUCACAGACUUCAUUGCUCUGUUCUAAUCACGUUUUGUCUUUGUGACCUUGUGAGUGACAAGUUUGCUUCUUUGUGUUCAAGAUUGUUUUGCUAGGUUGUGUUCUGUGUUAAGAGCUGCUGUACUGAGAUAAUCUGAAGAAAUCAUUAAUAGCAGGAAAGAAUUAGGACAAGGCGAGGAAAGUUUAAGAAAAUAACAUGAAUGUUCAGGCUCACAUGUCGGGACAACAACGUUCUGGGCAGUCUCCAAACCAAGGGAAUAACGGGAACUCUCAAAUGCAGAACUUAGCUGGUCCUGGUGGUAGCGUAGGGCCUUCACGUAGCACCGUUGGUCCAAUGGACCAUGAUGUUUUAAAACUAAGGCAGUACAUGCAAAUCCUUGUGUUUAACGUUUUACAGCAACGGCAACCAUCUCCGGCUGAUGCUGCAUCAAAGGCAAAGUAUAUAGAUGUUGCUAGACGCUUAGAGGAGGGGCUGUAUAAGAUGGCUAUCUCAAAGGAGGAUUACUUGAACAGGUCAACCCUUGAGUCUCGGAUUACAAGCCUAAUAAAAAACAGACACCUGAAUAACCACAAUCAGCGACAUGCUAAUCCUUCUUCGGUUGGACCGAUGAUACCUACUCCAGGAUUAUCACACGCUGGGAGUAAUCCUAGUUCGAUGGUUAGACCCUCUGCUAAUGCUACAGUAGCUGGAAACAACAACAACAGCACAAGUACAGCUGUGAAUACUGAAAACGUUCGACCUGCUGGUGGCAUGCAUGGAGGUAAUAUGUCUAAUGGAUACCACCAACAUUCAUCGAGAAACUUUUCUCUUGGUUCUGGAGGGAACAUGACAUCCAUGGGUUCUCAAAGAAGUACUCCCCAGAUGAUUCCUACACCUGGGUUCGUUAACAAUGGUACUAAUAACAACAGUGGCGGAUUUUCUGCUGAGCCAACAGUGGUACCUCAGUCUCAUCAGCAGCAGCAGCAAAGGGAGGAAACUGGUGGUCAAAAUAGUCACAUCUUGUCCAACCAAAUGACUGCUGGACGUAGACCCGGGAUGCAACAAAAGGCAGCUGGUGUGGCCAAUAACUCUGUAAAUGGUGGUGUUGGAGUGAACGAACAAAGUGUAGACAAAGGGGAAGGUUAUAGAACACAAAAUCCUGACACCCUUGGAUCUGGAAAUGGGAUGAUGACAAAUGCUCAGAAUAUCAAUGCAGCAAGUUUCCAGUCUGUGUCCAGAGCUAACUCUUCUCAGUCACAUCAACAGCAACAAUUUCAGCAACAGCCUAAUCAGAUUCAACAGCAGCAGCAGAAAUUUCUCCAGCAGACGGUGCAGCAGCAUAAAUUAAUAAGCAAUGAUGGCUCAGGGAAGCCUCAGGUGUCUUCUGACAUGGAUACGGAUCCUAGAAUGGAGAAAAAUAAUGAAGCGUUGCACUCCCAAGCAUCUGAACGGCUCCCGCUUUCUCAGUUUCAGAAUCAAUACCAGAACCCCGGAGAAGACUGCUAUGCAGACGCUCAGAAUCUGUCAGUUACAAGUCAGAGUGAUAUAUGCACUCCACUUCCUCAAAAUAGCCGACAGGUUCAGCAAAUGCUGACUCCGCAGAAUAUAGGUUCAGAUUCCAAUGGUAUGUCAAGUCAACAGAACGUUCAGGAGGAUCUCCGUCAAAGAAUCACCGGGAUGAAUGAAGCUCAACCUAAUAAUUUGACUGAAGGGUCUGCUGUUGGUCAGAAUCAUACUUCUGCGAACGUAUCCAGUUCCCAUAGUCUGCAGAAUCCUAUUGGAACGAUGCGCAGAACCGAUCCCAAGUUCCGAAAUCAACAGAAAUGGCUCUUGUUUUUACUUCAUGCACGGACCUGCAACCCGCCAGGAGGGAAGUGCACAGACCGGAAUUGCUUUACUGUUCGGAAACUAUGGAGCCACAUGAACAGUUGUGUUGAACCUCAGUGCCUAUAUCCUCGGUGUCCUCAGACAAAGUUACUGAUUAGCCACUAUAAAAACUGCAAGGAUCUUCGGUGCCCUGUCUGUAUGACUGUGAAAACCUACCGUCAGCGACAAGUUAAUCCGUGUGCCCAGACCCGUCUAGAAAACGAAAGCAGCUGGGUGAACAGAGCUGUAGUAUCAAAUGAUUCACUAUGCGCUACUGCUGGAGCGGUUACUGGUUCCCUUGGCUGUGAUGGUACUUUAGAUAAUUUGCAACCUUCAUCAAAACGGUUGAAGGUGGAGCCGUCUUUUCAACCAGUGGCCCCUGAAACUGAAAAUUGUAAAAGCUCCGUUGUUUCCAAAACAGAGACAGAACUAUCUCAGGAUGCUGAAAGAAAGGAUCAUAGGCAGAGCGAUGCAAAUGUGGCAUUGAAGUCAGGGAAGUUGGAAGGGAAAGAAGAAGUUUCUGAUAUUUCUGAAGCUUUUGAAAAUGUUCACAAGCCUAGGCCUUCCAGUGAACCAGGUCAACAUGAUUUGUCUGACGUCUCGCCAAAGCAAGAAACCUUAAAAAUGAAGCAAGAGCCAAAUAAAGAAGAUUUGAUGAAGUCUCCUGAGGAUGCACCAAAAUCUGGAAAACCAAAGAUAAUGGGUGUUGCAUUAACUGAAUUGUUCACUCCCGAACAAGUGAGAGAACAUAUCCGUGGUCUUCGUCAGUGGGUUGGCCAGAGUAAAGCCAAAGCAGAAAAGAAUCAGGCCAUGGAGAAUUCGAUGAGUGCGAAUUCCUGCCAGUUAUGUGCGGUGGAGAAGCUUACAUUCGAGCCAGCACCUAUUUAUUGUACUCCGUGUGGUGCUCGUAUCAAAAGAAACGCAAUGUACUAUACCGUUGGAGGUGGUGAGACUCGUCAUUACUUUUGUAUUCCCUGUUAUAAUGAAUCCCGAGGAGACACUAUACUCGCCGUAGGGACUUCAGUACCAAAGUCAAGGCUGGAGAAAAAGAAAAACGAUGAAGAGACUGAAGAAGCGUGGGUCCAGUGUGAUAAAUGCGAGGCUUGGCAGCAUCAAAUAUGUGCUUUAUUUAAUGGGCGGAGGGAUGAUGGGGGGCAAGCUGAGUACACCUGCCCACAUUGCUAUAUAACAGAGGUGGAGAAAAAUGAGAGGAAGCCCUUACUUCAAAAUGCUGUUCUUGGAGCGAAAGACCUGCCAAAAACGAUUCUCAGUGACCAUAUAGAGCAGCGUUUGUUUAAAAGACUGGAGGAGGAAAGGACUGAGAGAGCCAGGGCUCAAGGAAAAAAUUAUGAUGAGGUUCCAACUGCUGAAUCCCUUGUGGUUAGAGUUGUUCUGUCUGUUGACAAGAAGCUGGAAGUCAAAUCUCGAUUUCUUGAAAUUUUUAGGAAGGAUAAUUUCCCCACAGAGUUUCCAUACAAGUCUAAGGUGGUUCUAUUGUUCCAGAAGAUCGAAGGUGUAGAAGUAUGCUUGUUUGGGAUGUAUGUCCAAGAGUUUGGAUCCGAAUGCUCAUCUCCUAAUGAGCGCCGUGUUUAUCUCUCGUAUCUGGAUUCUGUGAAGUACUUUAGACCUGAGAUUAAAUCUGCUAGUGGAGAGGCUCUGCGCACUUUUGUAUACCAAGAAAUUCUUAUUGGUUACCUGGAAUACUGCAAAUUGCGUGGUUUCACGAGCUGCUAUAUAUGGGCUUGUCCACCGCUGAAGGGUGAGGACUACAUCUUAUAUUGCCAUCCAGAAAUUCAGAAAACGCCAAAGUCUGAUAAACUACGGGAGUGGUACUUGGCAAUGUUGAGAAAAGCUGCAAAGGAAGGGAUUGUAGCGGAAACCACAAAUCUAUAUGACCAUUUUUUCUUGCAAACUGGUGAAUGUAGAGCUAAGGUUACGGCAGCUAGGCUCCCGUAUUUCGAUGGUGACUAUUGGCCAGGUGCAGCAGAGGAUAUCAUACACCAAAUGGGUCAGGAAGAUGAUGGUAGAAAAGGAAAUAAGAAAGGGAUACUCAAGAAACCCAUUACAAAAAGGGCUCUAAAAGCUUGUGGCCAGUCUGAUCUGUCUGGGAAUAUGUCCAAAGAUCUGCUGCUAAUGCAAAAACUUGGUGAGACCAUUCACCCCAUGAAGGAGGACUUUAUCAUGGUUCACUUGCAGCAUUGUUGCAACCAUUGCUGUGCACUGAUGGUAACUGGCAAUCGUUGGGUCUGCAGCCAAUGCAAAGAUUUCCAGUUAUGUGAUGGGUGCUAUGAGGCUGAACAGAGGCGAGAGGACAGAGAAAGGCAUCCUGUUAAUCAAAAGGAUAAACAUACACUGUAUCCUGUUGAGAUCACUGGUAUUCCUGAAGACACCAAGGAUAGAGAUGAGAUACUAGAAAGUGAAUUUUUCGACACAAGGCAAGCCUUCCUGAGUCUUUGUCAAGGGAACCACUAUCAGUACGAUACACUGAGGCGGGCAAAACACUCUUCCAUGAUGGUGCUUUACCAUCUCCACAAUCCAACUGCUCCUGCCUUUGUCUCAACGUGUAACGCAUGCCACCUCGAUAUCGAAACUGGCCAAGGCUGGCGCUGCGAAGUUUGCCCUGACUACGAUGUGUGCAACACUUGUUACCGUAAAGAGGGAUGUAUUAAUCAUCCUCACAAGCUGACGAACCAUCCAUCGCUAGCUGACCAAAAUGCUCAGAACAAAGAAGCUAGGCAGUUGCGAGUCUUGCAGCUCAGGAAAAUGCUCGAUCUUCUUGUGCAUGCGACGCUAUGCCGCCGUGCGACGAAUUGUCAGUAUCCUAACUGCCGCAAAGUGAAGGCGCUGUUCCGGCAUGGUCUAGGUUGCCAGAGACGUGCUUCGGGAGGCUGUGUUCUGUGCAGGAAGAUGUGGUAUCUCUUGCAAAUCCACGCACGGGCCUGCAAGGAAUCGAACUGUGCUGUACCUCGAUGCGGAGACCUAAAGGAACAUCUGAGAAGAUUACAACAGCAAGCAGAUUCACGGCGCAGAGCAGCUGUCAUGGAGAUGAUGAGGCAGAGAACUGCAGAAGUCGCUGGGACCUCGGCUGAUUAAUUUUUGUAUAUACUUAAUUUCAUUUAGGAACAGAAGUGGAAAUAGAUAGAAGAAGGUGGCGUCUCUGAGCUCUACUUGAAGAAGUGAAUAACACCAGCUAGUGAAGA
Brassica oleracea var. oleracea is the source of this 5258-nucleotide messenger RNA. Its product is annotated as histone acetyltransferase HAC12-like. The transcript has 17 exons. The coding region runs from base 409 to 5151 and encodes 1580 amino acids. NCBI's taxonomy places the organism in Eukaryota, Viridiplantae, Streptophyta, Magnoliopsida, Brassicales, Brassicaceae. Gene Ontology annotation, biological process: positive regulation of transcription by RNA polymerase II. Gene Ontology annotation, cellular component: transcription regulator complex; histone acetyltransferase complex. Gene Ontology annotation, molecular function: histone acetyltransferase activity; chromatin DNA binding; zinc ion binding. The record is from RefSeq and is a predicted model, not a curated record.